AUGGGACCAGCUCUUAAAAUGCGCCCAGCUCUUAAAAUUUCGCAAAACCCUCUCUCUAGAGAACUCUCCCGAAACUUCUAUCCUUCUCCAAGCUCAUUCGCCUGUAGCUAUCAACUGUGCACCAGAGACUUUAGCAUCGGCUCCGAAGCCAACACUCAACCCAUUGAAAAUCAGACCAAACCCGAAAUUCCCAGCCUGAACACCAGUUUGGGUUCGGAAAAAAACAACCAGACUACCCAAGUAAAGUUCAACGUGAAUUCCAACCUGAAGGCACGAUCUCUCAAGACAGCUUGUCGUGAUUCGUACGAGAAAGGAGUUGUUAUUGCCAGGUGUGAUGGCUGUGUGUAA
Messenger RNA from Striga asiatica, 348 nucleotides. The record is from the annotation of a GenBank genome assembly. Lineage: Eukaryota; Viridiplantae; Streptophyta; Magnoliopsida; Lamiales; Orobanchaceae.